Molecule: messenger RNA, 1177 nt
Organism: Tuber melanosporum (Perigord truffle)
Lineage: Eukaryota; Fungi; Ascomycota; Pezizomycetes; Pezizales; Tuberaceae
Exons: 2
Coding region: 397-1074 (225 amino acids)
Molecular function (GO): protein binding
Source: RefSeq, a predicted model, not a curated record
GGAUCAUGCCGCUAUCUCAAUUGGAUCAAGUACAGUACCCUGAAGGUUUGAUAGCGCACGUUUUCCCAGCAACUCGCGUAAUCCCGUGAGGGGCUGCCAAUAGCAUUCCAAUCUAUCAAUCGUUCCAUCCCUCCAUGUUGCACCGGGCCCCGAGGCAUUAAGACAAAGAAAUCUGCCAACCAGCUAGACUAACCAACCCCGCAUCCGGGCGAUCGAGCAGCACUCUACUAUACAACACAUACUCGUACAUUCCCCAUGCUGUUCCUAAGCCGAGUAUAUAAACCCCCAUCACGCCCAUUCAACUACCCCCCCCUCGCAAGCAGCAUCAGCAGCAGGCAAACCAGUACCCUUUCCAACCACAGAUUUAGACACCACCACCAGAGCUACCAUCGCAAAAUGUCCGCAAGCACGGAAGCCGGCUCCCUCUUCACAGACAAAGACAGUAGCGAAAUCCUAGAUUUCUGGUUCAAAGACGUCCCGGAGCACCCACACAUGGAGAUGAUACAACGCUGGUUUCAACCAAACCCAGCAUUCGACGACGCUUGCCGAGCAAACUUCGGCCCCCUCCUCUCCAAGAUAUCCCCCCUCCCCGUGGCGACGGUGACAGCGCUCGCCACGACCCCGCAGAAAACUCUCUCGCUGCUCCUCCUGCUGGACCAGAUCCCGCGCAACAUCCACCGUGCGGAUUCGCGGAGCGUGUACACGGUCACGGACCCGCUCGCGCUGGCGGUGGCCCAGCAUGCGACGUCACCCGCUCUGAGGUUAGAUCUAGGACCUGAGGCGGCGUGGAAGGGGUUUCCGAUGAGGCGGUGCUGGUUCUAUUUGCCGUUUUCGCACGGGGAAGACAUGAGUGCGCAUCGGCGCGCGGCAGAGUUGCAUGAGGAGUUGGUCAGGGAUUGUAAGGGUGGGGAGGGGGAGAAACUGGCGGUGGACACGGAAGGCUUCUUGAAUUCGCAUACGCAGGUGAUCGAGAGGUUUGGAAGGUAUCCUUAUAGGAAUCAGAUACUGGGUAGGGAGAGUACCAAGGAGGAGAUUGAGUGGUUGGAGAAGGAUAAACCUGCCUGGGCUAGAUAGGGAUUUUUUUCUUCCUCAUGUACCUUUAUGAGCGAGGUGGGAAGGAGAGGGGAGAUGAAAUUCAAUAAAAGAUAUAUAUACACGCGCACAGUCGAACUACGGA